Grammomys surdaster is the source of this 687-nucleotide messenger RNA. It is a transcript of the gene Rspo4, whose product is annotated as R-spondin 4. The transcript is spliced from 5 exons. The record is from RefSeq and is a predicted model, not a curated record. NCBI's taxonomy places the organism in Eukaryota, Metazoa, Chordata, Mammalia, Rodentia, Muridae. Bases 1 to 687 code for a protein of 228 amino acids.
AUGCGGGCGCCACUCUGCCUGCUGCUGCUCCUCGCCCACGCAGUGGACAUGCUCGCCCUGUACCGAAGGAAGAAGCAAGCAGGCACUGGUCUGGAGGGCAACUGCACAGGCUGUGUCAUAUGCUCGCAGGAGAAUGGCUGUUCCACCUGCCAGCAGAGGCUUUUCCUCUUCAUCCGCCGGGAAGGUAUCCGUCAGUACGGCAAGUGUGUGCAUGAUUGUCCCCUUGGCUUCUUUGGAAUCCGUGGCCAGGAGGUCAACAGAUGCAAGAAAUGUGGGGCCACAUGCGAGAGCUGUUUCAGCCAGGACUUCUGUAUCCGCUGCAAAAGGCGGUUUCACCUAUACAAAGGGAAGUGCCUGCCCACCUGUCCGCCAGGCACCAUGACCCACCAGAGUACCCGAGAGUGCCAGGAAGAGUGUGAGCCAAGCCCUUGGGGCAGCUGGAGUCCCUGCAUAUACAAUGGGAAGACCUGUGGCUCAGGCUGGGGCCUAGAGACCCGGAUGCGGGAGGCUGGCCCGGCCAAGCAGGAAGAGACGGCAAGUUGUCAAGUGUUAUCUGAGUCCAGAAAAUGUCCUCUAAAGAGGCCCUGCCCAAGAGAAAGAAAUCCCAGGCAGAGGAACAGGAAGGAUCGGCGCCAGCGCAAGGACAGGAAGCUGGAUCGCAGGCCGCCCCAGCAUGGCUCACAGUGA